ACCAUGGAACGACGUGGUCGCAUACCAGUUGCCAAAUUCCGUACUCAAGAGGGUAAGACACGCAGCCGCAGUAGGGUACGUGAGCCUGAUUACAAUGAACAAGAUCCCGAAACUGAUUUGUUUACUCUGUUGGAGGAUAAUAUUGCCCUGAAGGAGGAGAAUAAGGCUCUGAAAUUGGAAUUGGAGGAUCACAAAAAAAUCCAAAAUGAAUUGCUGGAGGAGAAUUCAAAAAUGUCCGAACAAUUGGAGGCAAUGAAGAAACAACACUCCGAAAUGGAUAUGGAAAUUAAGAGUUUGACUGCUAAAUUCCAGAAGGUGCAAAAUGAACGUAACGCCUUGGAUAAGUUGCACAAAAUGAAGGCGGAGAAUAUAACAAGCCUCUCCCAAGAGUUACAACUCCUUAAAGAUCGCCAGGAAAAUAUGUCCAAUGCGGUGGUUUGCUCACACAGCCUUAAAUCGAAACUACUGAAACUUUUGCCCACAUUGGCGACCACAGCCGAAAUGGAGAGCAUAAUUGAGGCCGAUACGGCACUGGCCACCCCACUGACCAGUGAAUUGGUUGAGAAAAUGGUCGAUGAAUUUAUGGCAUUGAAAACAUCCAUGAAUUCGGUGGAAUUGCAAUUGUACGAAGCCAAUGAAAAAAUUGCCGAACUUAUUGAGAAUCAACAUCACCUGGACGAGGAAAAUGAAACCUUACGCACGGAAAAUACCAAUCUAACCAAGGUGGCAAAACUUUUAACGGAAAAUAUGAAAGAGAGUGUGGAAACGAGCAAAAAAAUGGAAGCUGCCCUAAUUAAAUUGAAACAACGCAACGAUGAAUUAGUGGCCAAAACCCGAGAUGCCACUGAUGGUGUUGCCAGUGGUGAUGCUGCUGCUACGGCAGCUGUCUCACAACCACCUGAAUUUGAACAAAUCAAAGAAGAAGUUGAGUCACAAAAUCGGGACCAUAAUGAACGCAUCGUUGAAAUGCAAAAACUCUUGGAUGCGGCUAUAGAAAAAACUACUAACGAUGAACUAAAAACCUUACAACUAAAAUUAUCGAUUAUGGAGGAUGAGCUGCGCAAAGCUUUAGCUAGAGCCGAUGCGGCUGAAAAUGAAUUGGCGAAGUUGAAAAAUGCCAAUGUAAUAGAACAGCCAGCUGUGGAUAGGCCUAUAGUAGCGCCACCACCGCCUCCGCCAAUGCCUGAAUCAUUGCUUUAUAAGCCCACCACACCUGCCAUAAGACCCCUAACAUCCGGUCAGGCAGAUGCCAGUUUUUCGGAUAGCAUCGCUAAAAUGCAUGAUCUGCAAAGAAAUAAUGAAAGUGGUGGCGAAGGUGUAUCGCAAAAACUAAUCGAAACGGUUAAGCAACAGGUACAACCCGAAGCAGCAACAGGUCUUGACGCUCUAGUUCGUGAAUUCAAAUCGGGCAGGGUCACAUUGAGACGUAAUCGCCGCAAAACCCAUACCAAUGAGGCCCUGCAAGAAAUGUUCCAGGUAUUGGAGAUAAGUCAAAAACAAAAUCGCAACUCCAAGAUCUGUGUGGAUUUGAAUCGAAUGAAUUAA
Molecule: messenger RNA, 1545 nt
Organism: Musca vetustissima
Lineage: Eukaryota; Metazoa; Arthropoda; Insecta; Diptera; Muscidae
Product: myosin-2 heavy chain, non muscle
Exons: 8
Coding region: 4-1545 (513 amino acids)
Source: RefSeq, a predicted model, not a curated record